Molecule: messenger RNA, 499 nt
Organism: Aspergillus calidoustus
Lineage: Eukaryota; Fungi; Ascomycota; Eurotiomycetes; Eurotiales; Aspergillaceae
Source: the annotation of a GenBank genome assembly
CUAUCCUGGCAAGGACAAUUUCCUCCUGAGAACAAACAUAUCCAUCAUGUCCGACCGCAAACAAUCAUCUGCUUCCGAGAAGCUCGAUGCCACCUUCGACAACCCCGCAAUUCUAGACGAAGGCAAGGGAGCCACUGCACAGUCGAUGCUCGAACCAGACGACGGAGGUGGGCAUCAGGUCCUUCGUGGCGACGAUUAUUCUACGCCGCGCAUGCAGCCCCAGCCCGUGCACGCGAUGAAGGGUAGAAGGGUCUCGCAUAUUCUACAUGAGAUGGCGGCGAAGACGCCAGACGAGUUGCUGCUUCUUUGAAUCUACACUUCUUUGAGUCUGCCGGUGUCAUGGAGCUUUGAGUGGGGGAGUGAAAAGCUGUUGCUCGCCUCUAAUAAUAGUCUAUCCAUCGUUUCUAUCAUUUGAUAUUGUUCAUCGAGCGGCGUGGUUUUGAUAUCUUCAUACGUCGUUACGUAGACUAGGUCGAUAUUGGAAAUAGCAAAUGGCGUG